Molecule: messenger RNA, 1733 nt
Organism: Gasterosteus aculeatus aculeatus (three-spined stickleback)
Lineage: Eukaryota; Metazoa; Chordata; Actinopteri; Perciformes; Gasterosteidae
Gene: chodl
Product: chondrolectin
Biological process (GO): positive regulation of axonogenesis
Cellular component (GO): cytoplasm
Source: RefSeq, a predicted model, not a curated record
GAGACAGAAGCCUUCUCUCCGCCUCACGCUUCACAUCUCAGAGAAGAGAAACGAGAAAGGAAGUAAAGGAAAAUGGACAUAGCAAGAUAUGUUUGCGUCAAACAGUAUUAUUAUUUUUAAGUUUUAUUUUUUCAAAUCGCUGAACAACAUCAAGAGAGAAUCUCAACAAUUGUUAACUUUAUCUCAUUUUUCAAGAAACCCAGCUGAUGUCUUACCAGGUGAUGGUGUCAAUCCUCUGGGUUGUCAUGGCGAUGGUGGUAAACCGGGGAUGUGGAGCACGGGUUGUGAGCGGACAGACAGUGUGUCUUAGAGGUCCAAAGCGUCCCUGCUACAAAAUCGCAUACUUCCACGACGUGUCGAGCCGCGUCUCCUUCAGGGAGGCUCUGCAGGCCUGUGAGAUGGACGCAGGAGCUCUGCUCAGCAUUGAGAGCUUGGAGGAGCAGACGCACAUCCAACAUCUGCUGCAGAAACUGCGUUCAGGAGCCGUGGGUGGUACAGGAGGAGGUAUAGCUGACGGGGAUUUCUGGAUCGGUCUGACCCGAAGGGACGGAGGUGAUCAAACUCAUCCUGAACUCAGCAACACCUUCACUGCCUGUCCAGAGCUCUACCAUUGGACUGAUGGAAGCCCCGCCCCCUUCAGGAACUGGUAUCUUGAUGAGCCGUCCUGUGGAGGAGAAGCCUGUGUUGUGAUGUACCAUCAACCAACUGCCCUACCUGGACUGGGUGGAGCUUAUCUCCACCAAUGGAAUGACGAUCGCUGCAACAUGAAGCACAACUUCAUAUGCAAAUACAAGCCAGGGUACCUGAAGGAAAAGGGCAACACACCUGUAGGGCGGAGCACAGAGAUCACUACAGGUAUAAGUGUGGUCAAACAACCCACUGGUAGUGAGGAGGUACCCCCUCAGGUGACCAUGGCUGGAGCUUCAGGCAUGUUACUGGUGUACGUCAUCAUACCCACAAUACCCCUGCUCCUGCUCAUCCUGGUGGCUUCCGGGACCUGUUGUUUUCAGAUGCUCAGUAGAAGGACGACCAAACCAGACCGGAUGGAGGUCUAACGUCCUCAUGUCAUGAAGUGGAGGUGAUCAGCAGCAGAGAGAAAAGGACACGAGUGGAGUCGCGUUUGAUUUCAGAGCAACGGGGAUCAAUACUUCUGCUCAAUGAAAUGGGAAGAACAGCAAGAUACGUUGCUCCUUAUAUUUAGAUACGUUCUGUGUAUAAUAUAUUCUUUUAUUGUUGAGGUAAUAACAGAGAAAGCUCAUUGAGUUUACAUGUAAUAACAUGUAAUAACUGUUAUACAAAACAAUCACAGAAAUAAGCUAAUACAAGUGUUUACUAACAAGUAAAAUGGUAAACAAAAAGAUACUAAAUUAUAUAUAAUGAAACUAAACAUCUUGUCAACCAUCAUAAACGUCAGAUCUUCUCAUAUUUGAGUGAACCGUUGUUACAUGUUCAGUGUAAAUGAUGAAAAAGUACUUGGUAACUAAAUGUUACUUGUGGUGACGUCAUGUUGAGUUUUCUGUUGCUGGAGCUCUCAUAUGCGCCACAAACCAUCUAUCAGCCAAUCGUGUGACCCGAUAUUGGACCAGCUUGUUUUCUGUAGGAAUGUGAUUGAUCAAAUGUCAUUACACUGUAUUGUGUUUUCAUGUUUGUGCACGUGUCUAUUGUACGUUAACGCUCGGGUGGAUGUCAUGAAUAAAUAUCCUUUGAGUGAGACUUAUAAUGUAUAAAACAUA